Messenger RNA from Kazachstania africana CBS 2517, 726 nucleotides. RefSeq names its product putative phosphoric monoester hydrolase (gene PYP1). The coding region runs from base 1 to 726 and encodes 241 amino acids. NCBI's taxonomy places the organism in Eukaryota, Fungi, Ascomycota, Saccharomycetes, Saccharomycetales, Saccharomycetaceae. The transcript has a single exon. The record is from RefSeq and is a predicted model, not a curated record. Gene Ontology annotation, molecular function: phosphatase activity.
AUGGUCAAGGCUGUGAUAUUUUCUGACUUUGACGGUACGAUUACCUGGCAAGAUUCCAACGAUUACCUGACCGAUACAUUAGGUUUUGGUAAAGAAGAAAGAUUGAAAAUUUUUGAAGGUGUCCUCGACGGCACUAAGCCAUUCAGAGAAGGUUUCACUCAAAUGAUCAGUUCUAUCGAAACCCCUUUACCUGAAUGUUUGGCGAUUUUAAAGGAAAAGAUCCAGUUGGAUCCUGGUUUCAAGAAAACGUACGAAUGGUCUUUAGAACAUAGUGUCCCAUUGAUCGUCGUUUCCAGUGGUAUGAAACCUAUUAUCAAGGCCCUUUUAGAAAAUAUGCUUGGUGAAGAAGCUAUCAAGAACUUGGAGAUUGUUGCUAACGACGUCGAAUUAGACGCUAACAACAAGAUGACCGUCACUUACAGGGAUGAAACACCUUUCGGUCACGACAAAUCAAAAAGUAUCGACAACUUCAAAGCGCACUACGAGGCCCAAUUACCAGAAGGUGCUGAAAAACCAACCUACUUUUACUGCGGUGAUGGUAUUUCCGACUUGAGUGCUGCUAAAGAAUGUGACUUGUUGUUUGCUAAGAGAGGUAAGGACUUGGUCACUUACUGUAAGAGACAAAACGUCCCAUUCCACGAAUUUGACACCUUCGAAGACAUUUUAAGAAGUAUGAACCAAGUCCUUGACGGUGAAAAGACUGUUUCAGAGUUGAUGGAAAACUGA